This is a messenger RNA of Medicago truncatula (barrel medic), 4196 nucleotides long. Its product is annotated as HEAT repeat-containing protein 6. NCBI's taxonomy places the organism in Eukaryota, Viridiplantae, Streptophyta, Magnoliopsida, Fabales, Fabaceae. The transcript has 27 exons. The record is from RefSeq and is a predicted model, not a curated record. Bases 218 to 3748 code for a protein of 1176 amino acids.
CAACAUGUGUUGUAACCAGAACGAGACGAGGGGGUGCAUUUAGCAGUUUUCUUAAAAAUUUAAGAUUUAACCGGAACUAAAACGGAGUCUGUUCUUCCUCAUCAUCUUCGUAGGGCCAAAGCUCGCAGUUAUUGCUGAAUUGAUUUCCACGAUUCCAUCGAAAUCGCGCAAGUGAUGAACAAUGAAUAGAAACUGAAAUUUCCGUGUUCGCGAUUCAAUGGCGGGAACGGGAUUCGGUGGCGCAAUGGCACCGACGCCGUUGAUCAGAUCGUGGAGAACCGCGUUUCUGACACUGAGAGAUGAAUCCCUAACGAAUCCUCCUCGUAAUUCCACUUCUCAAAUGCUUCAUAAUCUUAUUUUCUCUCAUUCUCAUACUCUUCUUUCCGCCGCACCAGAACUUCCUUCUCACGAGGUUUUAUCGGAUAUUUUGUUUAUGAUGGAAUUGGUUGCAUCUAGUUCUUCAGAUGAAGAUGAUUGUGUUCAUAUCUAUACUCAGACAUCACGAUUGAUUCAUGAUAUUUGUUGGCAUGUUAAGUUCGAGAUAAAUGGAUCCUCUUUUAGUAGUGUUCUUGGUUGUUUUCGGAAGUUGCUGGAUCGGUUUCUCUCAAAAUAUGCUACUGGUGCUGCUGUUGAAUGCUUGAAUGCUAUUAGAUGUAUCAUUACCCUAUCGCAUCGAAGAUGGUUGCAGUCUGAAGAUGCUAUACUAGUUAAAUUUCUGCUUGAUGUUAUCGUUAGCUCUCAAGGCAUAUCAUUUUGGAUGCCACAUUCAGUAUACAAAGAAAUACCUGCUGUGAUUAAUAUGAAUUUUUCUACAGAAAGCAGUUCAAGUGAGUUACAGACAGUAGCUUUUGAGAUGCUCAGUGAAGCUAUCUCAAGAGCUGGGUCAUCCUUCCCGGUUGAUAUCUGGAGAUCAAUGCUUGAGGUGGUCAGAAAAACAAUGGAUGUCAUGGCAUUAAAAACCCCAGCUGUGGAAGAUAUUGCGAUGUCCAGGUUUUAUGAAUCUUUCCUAAGCUGUCUGCAUCUGAUUCUUACUGAUCCUAAAUGUUCAGUAUCUGAUCAUGUGUCAGUUUUUGUUGCCGUGUUGAGAAUGUUCUUAAAUUAUGGACUUUCUGGUAGAACCCCAAGUACUUUGCUAGUUGGACAUUCAAAGAAGGACCUUAAUAAUGUAAGUCCUAAGGCACACAGAGAGCACCUGAACAAGUCAGACCGUAGUGUAUAUAGGCCUCCACACUUGCGAAAAAGGGACUGCUCAAAUGUGAAGCCCAAUAGAGCUGCACAUUCUCAAUAUAUCUCUGAUAGUGAAUCUUCUACCAUGAAUGUUACAUCUUCAGAUUCAGAUUUUAGUGAUGGAGAUGGAUCAGCUAAAGAGAGUGCCAAGGGGCAGAACUCUAGGGUUAGAGUUGCUGCUAUAAUUUGUAUACAGGAUCUUUGUCAAGCUGAUUCUAAAUCUUUCUCCAUGCAAUGGUCCUUGCUUUUGCCAACCAGUGAUGCACUACAACCAAGGACACGUGAUGCAACUUUAAUGACUUGCCUGCUAUUUGAUCCUUGUUUGAAGGUACGCAUGGCAUCUGCAUCAACACUAGUGGCCAUGUUAGACGGUCCUUCUUCCAAUUUCCUGCAAGUUGCAGAAUACAAAGAAUCUAGCAAACUUGGAUCUUUUACUGCACUUUCAAGCUCCCUUGGGCAAAUUUUACUGGAAAUUCAUAGAGGUAUUCUUUACUUGAUACAGCAUGAAGCUCAUGGUAAAUUGCUGGCAUCGUUGUUCAAAAUUAUCAGGCUUUUGAUAUUAAACACACCAUAUUCAAGAAUGCCGCCAAAUUUGUUGCCUACUGUUAUUACUUCUCUUAAAACAAGGAUUGCAGGAGGAUUUCGGUACAAAAGUGACCAGAAUAAUCUGCUGGAUGCUGCGGUUGGUUGUUUGACAUUAGCUCUGUCUACCUCACCAUCCUCUGCUCAAGUAAGGAAGAUGCUCCAUGACGAGAUUUCUUCAGGUUAUCUUGAGAAUGGAAAGAAGUCGGGUGUUCUUUUUUUGUUAUUUGAAUAUUCAUCGCAAGGAAGUUGCCCAAGCAUUUGCCUUGAAGCUCUUCAGGCACUUAAAGCUGCAUUCCACAAUUACCCUAGCAUAGUGACAGCAUGUUGGGAACUAGUUUCUGCAACUGUGUAUAGUUUUCUUAGUAUUGUGUGUCCUGAAGUUCCAUCAAAGCAGUCAAGUGAACAUGUCGGGAGUACAACUGUGUGUAUUAACGAAAAAGUUCUUAUCACUGCUAUUAAGGUUCUAGAUGAGUGUCUUCGGGCUGUGUCUGGAUUUCAAGGAACGGAGGAUCUUUCAGAUGAUAAAAUGGUGGAUCCUUUUACAUCCGAUUUCAUUAGGAUGAAGAAAGUGUCAUCUGCUCCAUCUUACGAACUAGAGUACAGAGAUCUUGAAGUAGUCAACCCUGAAGAAUGUGAAUCUGGAAUUAAGCAAUGGUGUGAGGCAAUGGAGAAGCAUAUGCCUCUGAUCUUGAGUCACUCUUCAGCAAUGGUGAGGGCUGCGUCUGUUACAUGUUUUGCGGGCAUGACUUCGUCUGUGUUCAUCUCUUUCACAAAGGAGAAGCAGGACUUCAUUUUGUCUUCUUUAGUCCGUGCUGCUGUACAUGAUAAUGCAUCAUCAGUGAGAUCUGCUUCCUGUCGAGCCAUUGGUGUCAUUUCAUGUUUUCCACAAGUGUGUCAGAGUGCAGAGGUACUUGACAGGUUUAUUCAUGCUGUUGAGAUAAACACUCGAGAUGCCCUAAUCUCAGUGAGGAUAACGGCUUCAUGGGCAUUGGCAAAUAUAUGUGAUGCCAUUCGUCACUGUGUUAGAGUACUUCACUUUGGACAGAUGGAUUCAAACUCCAACCCCCAGUUUAUUGUAUCAUUGAGCGAAUGUGCUUUGCGUCUUACAGAGGAUGGGGAUAAGGUUAAAUCUAAUGCUGUGAGGGCUCUUGGGUAUAUUUCACAAAUCUUCAAUUGUUCAACGUCAAGAUCUCACGAAACGUCUGUGCACAGCCUUGAUCAAAGGACUGAGGCCCCUAUCGCUAGUGAGAAUCCAAUGGUGUGUCAACGGCGUUGCCUAUUGGAUUCCCUCGAAGAUUUUCAUAGGCUGGAAAAAAUAGUUCAGGCAUUUAUUUCCUGCAUUACUACAGGGAAUGUUAAGGUCCAGUGGAAUGUUUGUCAUGCUCUAGGAAACCUAUUCUUGAAUGAGACAUUAAGGCUGCAGGACAUGGAUUGGGCUCCAGUCGUGUUUGGCAUUCUUCUGCAGCUAUUACAUAAUUCAUCAAAUUUUAAGAUCAGGAUACAAGCUGCUGCAGCAUUGGCUGUGCCUUUGUCAGUGCAAGAUUAUGGACGAUCCUUCCCAGACAUUGUGCGAUCCAUAGAGCAUAUAAUGGAGAAUAUAGAUCAGGACCCAAUUUCUGGGCCUUCAAAUUUCAAGUAUAGGGUUUCAUUACAAAAACAGCUUACCUUGACCAUGUUACACGUUCUACGCUUUACAUCAAGUACAAAUGAUCAAUUGUUGAAAGAUUUUCUAGUGAAGAAAGCAUCCAUCCUUGAAGAUUGGCUCAAGAGACUAUGCUCAUCUGUUGGGGGGAUGGUUGAUGUUCAAGAUAAAUCUGUUGCAGAUCGAAAGAAAGUAAUGAUAUCCCGCGCAAUACAGUCAUUGAUAGAAGUAUACAAAGAAAAACAACAGUAUGCAAUCACUCAAAAGUUUGAGGAAUUGAAGAACAUCUUAUGAAGGUGAAGUCAUGAAAUGAGAUGGAUUCACGUAAUGAUUUGUUUUUGAGGUCUACCAGUGAAAAUUAUACCAUUCUAGUAGGUGGAAUGAACAGGCCUUGCAAGCAAAUGUAAUCUUGGCAAUAAAUCAGAUACAGUCGAGAUAAAGCAAUGAACGGAUGGAUUAGCUGUAUCAAUGGUAAAAGAGAAUGCUUUUCUCGACAAGAGGACGUAUUGUGUAUACAUAUCUUGUUGUAUUGGCAACAGAUUUCUGGAAUGGAUGGACUAAUUAUAUCAAUGUGAAAAGUGAUUGCUUUUCUCAACAAGAGGAUUUCUCGCUGUAAUGGUGACAUAUUUCUGGAACAAUUUUUUUUUUUUUUUUGACAAAGUCGAUUGUAUUUGUUCUUGUAAAAAAAAGUGGAUUAUAUUUGUUACUUUGUUAGCAAAUUUUUUAUUUUGUGAUUGGUUCA